Exophiala spinifera is the source of this 1134-nucleotide messenger RNA. RefSeq lists its product as uncharacterized. Gene Ontology annotation, molecular function: asparaginase activity. The transcript has 3 exons. Bases 1 to 1134 code for a protein of 377 amino acids. The record is from RefSeq and is a predicted model, not a curated record. Lineage: Eukaryota; Fungi; Ascomycota; Eurotiomycetes; Chaetothyriales; Herpotrichiellaceae.
AUGAAGAACUUCUUGUCUCUCACGAUGCUCGCAGCAGCGAGCACGGCGUCGCCUGUCCUGCUUCCUCGUGCCGAGGGAUUAGUAUAUAACUAUACCAACUCGUUUGGACUUGCCUUCUCGCAGAUGAACGCCAGCCUACCCAACAUUACCGUCUUUGCCACAGGCGGUACAAUUGCUGGGUCGGGAAGUUCUUCUUCCAGCACCACCGGGUAUUCAAUCGGCUCGGUGACGGUGUCGGCGCUUAUCGACGCUGUCCCCGAGGUUCUCAACAUCUCCAAUAUCGCCGGAGUACAGAUCUCCAAUGUUGGGAGCGAGGAUAUCACGUCGGACAUCCUGCUCAAGCUGGCCAAGCAGAUCAACGAAGUCAUCUGCGGGGAUCCCACCAUGUCCGGCGCCGUCGUCACUCACGGCACCGACACAAUGGAGGAAAGCGCUUUCUUCCUGGAUUCGACCGUGACAUGUGGCAAGCCUGUGGUCAUAGUUGGCGCCAUGCGGCCUUCGACCGCCAUCUCCGCUGAUGGACCGUCAAACUUGUUGCAGGCCGUCACCGUCGCCGUCGACCCAAAGUCCAAAGAUCGAGGGGCCCUGGUUGUGCUGAACGACCGCAUUGCAUCGGCCUUCUACAUCACCAAGAACAACGCAAAUACCCUAGAAACGUUCAAGCCUGUCGAGCAAGGCUUCUUGGGUGUCCUAACCUCGGACGAACCGUUCUACUACUAUCCGGCCGUGACACCAACGGGGAAGAUCUCUUUCGACAUUUCCAGCGUCACGUCGAUUCCCCGUGUUGAUAUCCUCUAUUCAUACCAAAACAUGCAGAAUGAUACGCUCUACAACGCUGUCAGCUCUGGAGCAAAAGGCAUCGUGAUCGCGGGAGCUGGCGCUGGCGGAGUGUCGACGUCGUUCAAUUACGCACUAGAGGAUGUUAUCAAUCGCUUCAGUAUUCCAAUUGUGCAGAGCUACCGAACCAAUGCCGGCGAGGUGCCUCAGAGUGACGUGUCGUCCACCACAGCGACACAUAUUGGAAGUGGCUUCUACACGCCCCAGAAAUCCCGCAUUCUUCUGGGUCUCCUACUUGCGACCGGUAAUAGCUUUGACGAUAUCAGUUCGGCAUUUGCGAAAUCGAGAGCUGCUUAG